UACAUAGGUAGAAAAUAUUAGUGAAAUGAGAGAAAUUCAAUGUUCAAUGAAUCAAAUUUAUAGACUCAACACUCCUUCUACUCAAAUUCACUCAUCACCAUUCCUCCGAUUUCGAGCCUCUCUCUCCGUCGCCGGCGAUUCAACCAUGUCCACCAACUCACUCCGAGUCGCCGCCGCUCAAAUGACUUCCAUCACCGACCUCGCUGCCAAUUUCACCACCUGUUCUCGUCUUGUCAAAGAAGCUGCAUCAGCUGGAGCGAAAUUGCUUUGUUUUCCUGAAGCUUUUUCUUUCGUUGGUACUAAUGAUGGUGAUAGUGUUAGAAUUGCUCAACCUUUGGAUGGUCCAAUUAUGGAUCAAUACUGCUCUUUAGCCAGAGAGUCUAGCAUUUGGUUGUCACUUGGAGGGUUCCAAGAAAAAGGAUCUGAUUCACAGCACUUGUUUAAUACACAUGUUAUUGUGGAUGAUACUGGGAAGAUUCAAAGUACUUACAGAAAAAUUCACUUGUUUGAUGUAGAUGUUUCUGGUGGAAGGGUGUAUAAAGAAAGUAGUUUUACAGAAGCAGGCAAGGAUGUUGUUGCAGUAGACAGUCCCAUUGGGCGUUUGGGCCUUACUGUUUGCUACGAUUUGAGAUUUCCAGAUAUUUACCAGUUGUUACGUUUCCAACAUGGAGCGCAGAUACUGUUAGUGCCUUCAGCAUUCACUAAAUUGACUGGUGAAGCACAUUGGGAAAUUCUUCUUCGUGCUCGUGCAAUUGAGAAUCAAUGCUAUGUCAUAGCUGCUGCACAAGCUGGCGCACACAAUCACAAAAGAGAAAGCUACGGCGACACAUUAAUUAUCGAUCCAUGGGGAACCAUUGUUGGUCGCUUACCAGAUCGUUCAUCUACCGGAAUUGUGGUAGCUGAUAUUGAUUUAUCAUUAGUUGAUUCAGUAAGAGAGAAGAUGCCUAUUGCUGAGCAAAGGAAGUCAUUUGGAUUCUGGAAAGCUGCAGCUCUAUAGUAAUUAUUUGGUCCAAAGGGGUAUAAUUUUUUGUAAAAUAUGGAACUUAUAUGUACCAAAAUAAAAAUAUGGAAUUCCUUUUUUUGAUUAUUCUAAGGAUGUUGUCUGCAAUGUUUGAUGGAAACAUGCCCUGUCUUUUAGCUACAAGUCAAUUGUGCAUGUUCCAUGUUAAAGAGUAUUAUAUUACAAAUUAUACUGCAUGAACAAAUGUUAUUUUCAAUAAA
This is a messenger RNA of Vicia villosa (hairy vetch), 1221 nucleotides long. Its product is annotated as deaminated glutathione amidase, chloroplastic/cytosolic. Lineage: Eukaryota; Viridiplantae; Streptophyta; Magnoliopsida; Fabales; Fabaceae. The transcript is spliced from 9 exons. The coding region runs from base 26 to 997 and encodes 323 amino acids. The record is from RefSeq and is a predicted model, not a curated record. Gene Ontology annotation, molecular function: hydrolase activity, acting on carbon-nitrogen (but not peptide) bonds, in linear amides.